UCAUGGCAUCCCUGUCCCUGUCCCGCGUGCUGGUGCUGCUCCUGGUGUCCGCGUCCACCCUCGCCGUGCCCAGGCCGCUGAGGGUGCAGGUGGCACCGGGCAUGGAGGACGACGACGGCUCGGCCGCCGAGCUGGCCGACGGCGAGGAUGGCGACGACGCGAGCGCGGAGGCGGACUCGACGGGCACCCGGCCCGUCGCCAUCCUGGAGCACCGCCAGGAGCUGCAGGACGACGGCACGUUCAACUACGCCUUCUCCGCGGACAACGGCCUGACGCAGAAUGAGGCCUUCCACCCCGACGGCUCCCGGACGGGCUCGUACUCGUACGUGGACCCCAAGGGCGAGACCAUCCUCGUCAAGUACCGCGCCGACCGCUUCGGCUUCCACGUGUUGGACGGCUCCACCAUCCCCAGCACGCCGCCGCACGUCGCCAGUGCCCCCGCCCCCGCGCCCGCCCCCAGAGGGGCCCCGCAGCAGGCCGCGUCGGACUAUGCGUCGCGCGGAGUGCAGGGCGUGCUGGACCCCAACUACUUCGGCUUCCCCAGCAGCGGCGGGCUCAAGACGUCGCCGUCCGGCACGUCGGGCAAGGUCAAGGCGGCCGUCAAGGCGGGCAAGGCCGGCGUCAAGGCCGGCGUCAAGGGCAGCAAGAGCGCCGCGCGUGCGCGCAGCAGCGCCAGCAGCAGCAUGCACUUCCUGCAGCGUGAGGCGCGCGAAGCCUUCGUCAGCGACCUGGACGGAGACGUGGACGUCGACGAGUCGCGCCUCGCGCUGAGGACGGUGCGCGCGCCGCCCGGCAUGGCCUCGCCCGCCAGCGCCAACGACGUGGACGCGGGCAGCGACGGCUCGGCGGACGACCACCACGCCCUCAAGUACGACGACGGCAAUUACGACGCACAUGCCACCAAGUACGACGACGGCAGCUACGACACGCACGCCGCGAAGUACGACGACGGCAGCUACGAGCCCCACGCCGCCAAGUACGACGACGGCAGCUACGAACCGCACGCCGCCAAAUAUGACGACGGCAGCUACACCAAGCACGCCGGGCUCUACGACGACGGCAGCUACGAGCCCCACGCCGCCAAGUACGACGACGGCAGCUACGAGAAGUACGCCAGGAUGUACGACGACGGCAGCUACAAGGGCGGCGGCGAGGGCGAGGGCGAGAGCGGGGUGCAUGAGGAUGGCGACGGCGACGGUUACCAAUGACUCGCCCCGGCGGCUCUGGAAGCCUCUCACUCGCCCGUCUCGCGUACCGUUGGGUACCACGAAGAGCUCGUCGCGGCUGCGGCCGAGACUCGAACCCGGGAUCACGACCACGAGGACCACGAGCUCCUUGACUGGCACAGGCUCGACGCCGUCGGUACCCGUCUUUCUCUUGCUCAUGGGUUCCCCCGCUUGUUCGGGCUGCCCGUCUAGAAGGCAGGAGGAUUACUCCUCCUUUCACUAGCAUCAAUUGUCUCAUUAAAAUCAUAUGGAACAUUCAACAAUUUGAUUGAAUCUUUGGGGAAGUUUUACAAAAGCCGUCAAAAAGACGAUCGAUGAACGAGAUCAAAUACUAGACACCUGUAGAUAUGGACUAAAAUAAAUAAUCAGAUAUUUUUCUACUCAUGGUUUGUGCUUUUGUGUUCUUCUUCCAUUUGAAGGUGAGGGAUUGUGUAAUCAAGAAACUCAUAAACUCAGAAGUAUUUCAUAUUUUCAAGGUAACAAAAUUUGUCUAACGGGACAAAACAGCUUACAACAAUGUAACAAUCACAACUGAUUAGAAAUAACAACUUUAAAAAGACAAUAUACAUGCAUCUUUGACAAGUGUGUGAGCAUAGCAUGCAACUAAAAACAUCUCCUAAACACGCCAGAAAAUUAAAAAUGGGAGGAUCCAAGGCAGCAGAUACUUCAAUAAUAUGCAAAAUACUAAAUCCAGUUACACUUGGAAAAUUAAAUGAA
Messenger RNA from Thrips palmi, 1943 nucleotides. RefSeq lists its product as uncharacterized. Gene Ontology annotation, molecular function: structural constituent of chitin-based larval cuticle. Bases 3 to 1208 code for a protein of 401 amino acids. Gene Ontology annotation, cellular component: chitin-based extracellular matrix. The transcript has 5 exons. The record is from RefSeq and is a predicted model, not a curated record. Lineage: Eukaryota; Metazoa; Arthropoda; Insecta; Thysanoptera; Thripidae.